UGGCCGGCUGUCGCACUGCGAUGGAUGGGUGCAGUUCCCGAAAGGGAGAGUAAUUGUGGUCCUGGCGCGGGAGGUUUGGUCCUGCUCUCCGUUCCCCGCCCGGCGCUCCGCCGGGAGCAGGGAGGCGACCGCAGGAAUCCACUCUCCAUUGCCAAGAAGAAAUCUGUUAGUUUUAGAUGGUGGAACCCCUUUGCAUAAAAUAUUAGAAUGAAAGAACCUUUGGAUGGUGCCUGUGGCAAAGCAAUGACACCACAGCAGGGGCUUGUGGACAAAAUUAAAGAAGAGCCUGACAAUGCCCAAGAGUAUAGGAGUGCCCAGUUGCCAAAAACUCAAAGUGAAUUGAAAAUUAGUGCUGUGUUUUCAGUUAGUGGCAGUCCUCUUGCCCAGCAGCUGACCCCAGGCCUCCAGCUCUCUCUUGCAUCACCUGGCUCAAAUAUAGUGCUUCCUUCAGUUCCAGCCAUAGCUAUUCAGGUUUUUUGUUCUGGCUGUAAAAAAAUGCUUUAUAAGGGGCAAACGGCGUAUCACAAGACAGGAUCUGCUCAGCUCUUCUGCUCCACACGAUGCAUCAGUGGGCAUCCUCCACCUGUCUGCCUCCCACCGCUUCCCAGGAAAACCUGCACAAACUGCUCAAAAGACAUUUUAAAUCCAAAGAAUGUGAUCACAACUCGGUUUGAAAAUUCUUCUCCUGGCAAAGAAUUCUGCAGCCAAUCAUGCUUAUCUUCUUAUGAGCUAAAGAAGAAGCCUGUUGUCACCAUCUACACCAACAGCCCUGCCACCCGGUGCAGUGUGUGUCAGAAGAACGCGGACAUCCGGUUUGAAGUUAAGUACCAGAAUGUGGUGCAUGGUCUUUGUAGUGAUGCCUGUUUUUCCAAAUUUCAUUCCGCCAACAACCUUGCCAUGAAGUGCUGUGAGAACUGCGGGAGCUACUGCUAUAGCAGCUCUGGUCCUUGCCAGUCCCAGAAGGUGUUCAGUUCAACGAGCGUCACGGCGUACAAGCAGAAUUCAGCCCAAACACCUCCUUAUGCUCUGGGGAAAUCUUUGAGGCCCUCAGCUGAAAUGAUCGAGACUACGAAUGACUCAGGAAAGACAGAGCUUUUCUGCUCUAUUAAUUGCUUAUCUGCUUACAGAGUUAAGACUGUUAUUUCUUCAGGUGUUCAGGUUUCGUGUCACAGCUGUAAGACCUCAGCAACCCCUCAGUAUCACCUCGCCAUGUCGAAUGGAGCUAUCUAUAGCUUCUGUAGCUCCGGUUGUGUGGUGGCUUUCCAGAAUGUAUUCAACAAGCCAAAAGGAACAAACUCUUCUGCAGUGCCCCCGAAUCAGGGCCGUGUGGUUGUAAGCCCACCCUCAGGGCCAGCAGCGCGGGCAGGAGUGGGUGACACCUCUGCGGUCGGCCCCCGCUCUGUCAGCGGCCCCGCUGCAGCCAUUCCCCAGCCUCUGACUGAGCAGUCCCAGCAAGUCGCUCUGACCCACACGGUCGUGAAGCUCCGGUGUCAGCACUGUAACCAUCUGUUUGCCACAAAGCCAGAACUGCUUUUCUACAAGGGCAGAAUGUUCCUGUUUUGUGGCAAGACUUGCUCUGAUGAAUACAAAAAGAAAAAUAAAGUUGUGGCAAUGUGCGACUAUUGUAAACUGCAGAAAAUUAUAAAGGAGACUGUGCGCUUCUCAGGGGUGGAUAAGCCAUUCUGUAGUGAAGUUUGUAAAUUCCUCUCUGCCCGGGACUUUGGAGAACGAUGGGGAAACUACUGUAAGAUGUGUAGUUAUUGUUCACAGACGUCCCCGAAUUUGGUAGAAAAUCGAUUGGAGGGCAAGUUAGAAGAGUUCUGUUGUGAAGACUGCAUGUCCAAAUUUACAGUUCUGUUUUAUCAGAUGGCCAAGUGUGAUGGUUGCAAACGACAAGGGAAGCUCAGUGAGUCCAUAAAAUGGCGAGGCAACAUCAAACAUUUCUGUAACCUAUUUUGUGUCUUGGAGUUUUGUCAUCAGCAAAUUAUGAAUGACCCGCCUUUACAAAAUAAAGUAAAUAUUUCUAAGGCACAAACUGCUUUGAUGGAGCACCCUUCUUCAAGGGCAGACACAACACCAGUUAUAACCAGUGUGGUGUCCUUGGCGACAGUGCCUGCUGCCCAGCCCACGGGGAGCACUAGCAGUGUAAAAGGUGCAGUUACUAAAGAUUCAGGAAAGAUCAUUGAAGAUAACUAUUGUGAAACUUCCCCACAUGAAGUAUUUUUCAAGAAAUGCUCACUUUAGAUCUGGCGGGCCGAAAGGAUCACAGACUGUUCCGGAAUAAAGAGCAGACUCUCUAAGCCUAAUGCAUGCCAGCCUGACACAUGUGACUGAUGUUCUCUGGUCAAAGCCCGGAGUGGCCUAAUUGACAGGAUCCAUGUGCAGAAGAACAUAGUUCCCUCCGACCGUCGUCAGUGUCACGUGGCACCGGGUCAGCUCUGAGUGGGUUUUGGUAGCUGUUGUGCUGUUACCUUAACAUUUGCUCUUGGUAUCGUUAAAAAUCUUUGUUACGUUACGUUACAGUGUCACUCAGCCGUUCGUGAAGUGGUGUGCUGGGGUAAAAAUGUCCCCCAAACUGACUCACUUGGGAACAAAAGUAAAAUUAGGUGUGGUGAAAAUCUCUGAAGGUGACCCAGCCACUGCUGUGCUGUCGCUCAUCUUGUGGAUUUAAGAGAGUGUCCCUGGCAGGACAUGAGAGGCAGUGCUUCAGAUACCGAAAGCAGCAUUAAAGCAGGGACACCCACACCCCUUAGUUCAUGACAAAUAUCUUAUAACCAGGUGAAGCUACUGGAAUAAAGGAGAAGUCCUGGUACGAGGGCUGCAGGAUCCGGCUGCCGUCAUGCACCCAGAGGCCAGCUGGUGUCUGUGUUGAGGCAUGAAAUCAUUUUGAUGAGCUCACAGGAGCUGACAGUGAGACAAGGUUUAUUGCGAGUCAGAGCGGCUUUCCAAUUUUAAAGCCCACCAAGGUUUUAAGAAUGUAUAAAAGAAGCAGGCAUGCUCUAUCUGGUAACUGCGAAGUCACCAAAACACCGCAGCCCGACCAUAACUUACAGAGGCUUCGACAUGGAAGGCAGCCUGCACUUGCUAACGCGGCACCUGUGGAAGGGGUGCCGGAGGCCGGUGAGUCUGCGCAGAGCUGUGCAGGGCUGUGGAGAACUUGUUGGGGUGUCCCGCGAAGGAUUAACAGAAGACUGCUCAUAAUUAGAGUCACAAGGCAGCGGGAGGAAGGGCAGCCACUAGCCUGGGCCUUUGGCCCAGCUGGCUGAGAGGUGACCGGUGUGCAAUUGCUGUUUUUGAAGGAGGUGAUCCAAACAUGGAUUGCUGUUCUGUGAUGGCAAGGCAUGAUGGAAAAUUUCUUGUGCCACGAAAUCCCCGGUGGAAAAAAACAAGAUAAAAAACUGAAACUGUGGGAACCAGCAGUUAGC
Tupaia belangeri chinensis (Chinese tree shrew) is the source of this 3425-nucleotide messenger RNA. It is a transcript of the gene ZMYM6, whose product is annotated as zinc finger MYM-type containing 6. Lineage: Eukaryota; Metazoa; Chordata; Mammalia; Scandentia; Tupaiidae. The transcript is spliced from 15 exons. The record is from RefSeq and is a predicted model, not a curated record. Bases 208 to 2244 code for a protein of 678 amino acids. Gene Ontology annotation, molecular function: zinc ion binding.